Messenger RNA from Pogona vitticeps (central bearded dragon), 1402 nucleotides. The record is from RefSeq and is a predicted model, not a curated record. NCBI's taxonomy places the organism in Eukaryota, Metazoa, Chordata, Lepidosauria, Squamata, Agamidae.
AUGGACUACAAAUCCCAUAACCCUUUGACCUUGCUUAUCCUGGAUGGGACUUCUGGAGAGACACCCUCUGGCACCAAAGCCUACAUGGUCAGGCUCCUGAGCUACCUGCCGGGCCAAACAGUGGCGACGGUACCUGUCAGCCCUCGCCUUCUGUAUGAGAUCGGACAACUGGCUGCCAGGCUGGAUAAAACAUUUACCGAGAAAUUCGAGCAUCCCCUGAUAAACAGUCUACAUCGGGGUGACUUCAUUUGGAAUCUCGCAAACCUUCCUCUCUUGAAGCCGUUCAUUCAUACUCUGGGACCAGGCAGCCAGUUGGAGGUUGUGAAAGAAAUUAUCGAGCAGUUCACGAUGAAAAUAGCACCCAAGCUGAGAUUAUUCCGACCGUCUAUCAAUCAUGGAGAUCUCAACGACCACAAUAUUCUCGUCGAUAAGGAUUCUGCUUCCCCUGAUGGUCUGCAGUUUAAAGUGUCCGGCAUUUUGGACUUUAGUGACAUGAGUUACGGGUACUAUGUCUUUGAAGUGGCCAUCGCCAUCAUGUAUAUGAUGAUAGAAAGCCGGGACCCUCUCAGCGUGGGUGGCCAUGUCCUGGCAGGAUUUGAAAGCGUCAUCCCAUUGACCCCUGAAGAACGAGGUGCUCUUUUCCUCCUGGUGUGCGGAAGGUUUACUCAGUCUCUGGUGAUGGCGGCCCACACCAGUCUCCUGCAUCCUGAGAAUAAAGAGUACUUGAUGAUCACAGCCAAGACAGGGUGGAAACAGCUGAUGAUCCUCUUUGAGAUGGGCCAAGAGGCUGUCGAGAAGGUUUGGUUCGAAACAGCCAAAAAGUAUAGUACCUGAAACAAUCUCCAUCAGUCUUGGUUGACAUGGCUGCAGUCCUCAGGUCUGGCUGGAUGUCCAGCGUUGCAGUUCUAAGAUGAUGACGACGGUUUCCAGUAGGACUCUGUAAAUAUAUAUGAAGAUCCAUGAUGAGGAAAUGUGCACCCAUUGGUGGGUGUGUAUGCAACUCAAUGAAUGGGUUGGGUAUGUGUGCAACCUAAUGCAACCUAAAAUCUCCUUACCUUCCCAAUAUAGGGAGGUUAAGUUGCAGCCUCUCCUAAAGCCGCCGGGGCCCACCCUCUAAGGGCACAGGAGCGGUUUUGCGCAAUACCCACCCUCCUCAUCUGUUUUAAGCCUUGCAAUGAGAGGGAAAAGGUAAAUAGCUUAUCCUUUCCGUUUGAAGAAUUUGGAUAAGAUGCUUUGUGAAACUGUUUUCAGAGAGGCCGCCCCGUUCAUCUUGUUCCGCUCAUACUACAAAAAUACAGAAUAGAAGCAGCAGGAAGUACUGCUACGUUUGCCAGACAAAUUCCUGCGGAAGAGAAUUGUAAUCCACAACAAAGCACACUGAAAUAUAUGUGGAAAUCUUCAA